CAUUUUUGUUUACACUAUUUCUCCUUUCUUGUUUUAACAAGAUAAAAAAAAUGUCUCAUCAAAAUUUAAAACAAGAAAAAGGUAUAGAAAUUGCAUUAGCCUAUUUAAGAGAAGUUAAGAAUCGAUGUAAGAAACCUAAAAUAUUUAAUGAAUUUUGCGAGACUAUGAGAUCAUUUAAGAGAAAAGAAAUCAGUGAAAGUUUUUGUCAUGAUAUUGUUAAAAAUCUUUUUAAAGAUGAUCCUGAAUUAUUAGAAGGAUUUUACAUUUAUUUUCCCAGACAAAAAAAUUUGUUGACAUCACCAUCAUCGACAACUUGUAUAACACCGCAACAGCGAGAAGUUGAAGAAAAAAAUGAUGUGCUAAUUGAUAAAGAAAAUAAUAAUAUGAACAUAGAUAACCAAAAUUUAGUUAUUGACAAUAUUGAAAAUGAAAAUGACAAUAAAUUGAAUUUUCAAGGUAAUGACUGUGAGAGUCAUAUAAUAGUUAAUAAUGAAGGUGAGGAAAAUAAAAUUAUUAUCAAUCAAGAAUUAGAGAAUGAAAACAUUUCUAAUAUUCAUCAAGGUAUAAAGACAGCUUUUAUUAAUGAAUUUUAUACAAAUUCUCAUUUAUCAAAGAAAGAAGCUUCUGAUCUUUCAACAGUUAUUUCUAAUUCUUCACUCUCGUCAUCGUCAUCGCCACAAAAUUCUUUUAAGAAUAUCGAGAGUUUUGAUAAUGAUGAUAAUAAUAACAUUACUUUAUUAAAACCUUCAUCAUCCACAAAAAAGAAAGAAAUAACAUCAUCUCCAGCAUCAAAUUCAUUAGAAACAGGAUUACGUAGAAGUACUCGUAAUCGCAAAAUUGCCUCAAAACCAGUUGAUGAUGCUUAUUUUUUCUAUAAAUAAGUUGUGUUCCUAGUAAAUUAUUCUGACUAUAUAAGAGUGGAUUAAAAUUUUAGCAAUACUG
Messenger RNA from Rhizophagus irregularis DAOM 181602=DAOM 197198, 942 nucleotides. RefSeq lists its product as uncharacterized. Gene Ontology annotation, molecular function: transcription corepressor activity. The record is from RefSeq and is a predicted model, not a curated record. NCBI's taxonomy places the organism in Eukaryota, Fungi, Glomeromycota, Glomeromycetes, Glomerales, Glomeraceae. Gene Ontology annotation, biological process: regulation of DNA-templated transcription.